AUGCAAAGAGAUUUAGCUAUAUUUCCAAAUACACCAUAGCUAUAAGGUCUAUUUAAUCCGACUCCCAUUCAUCCCAUGACAGCUUUUGUCGCAAGAUCAUGUUAUAAGUACAAUCAACUACAAAGAAACAAAUAAUAAAGAAUCGUUAUAUAACACAUACCUUAAAAACUAAGACCGAAUGAGAAGAGACACAUUUCUUUACCUAGAGCCUUGUAGGCCAUAAAGAAACAGCAAUUUGAAUCAUUGAGAAGAUCAUCUCAUUAAAAGGAUUAGUCCUAUAGUUUAGUAUUCUCUGAGUUUAAAUAGGAGGAAUUAAUCCUAUCAAAUAUAGAUAAAUUUUAUAAUAUGUAGAAUAAAUUACAAACAAGCAAUGAUGAUUUAGUUGAAGAAAGGAAGGCAAAUCUGAAAGAAUUAAAAAGGUCAAAUUCUAAGAUGAAGAAUGCUUUAGAGAAUGAUAAAACUAAGCUAAUUUUAUAAAACAUAUUAGGAGGAAUGUAACAGAAGGUUAAUGAAGUUGCACAUGAGAAUCAUAUGAGAAUAAUGGGGAUGCAAAUAAAGAAAUUUAAAUUGCAAGAUCAAUAGUCAAUUAGAAAUAAAGCAUGGUCUCAAGAAAAGGAACGAGAAUCCUCAAAAUCUUUUGUUGAAAAGAGGGAUUUUAAUACUCGUUCAGUUUAAAAGAAAAGAUAUCAAUCCCCUUAGACUAAAAUCAAAAAUAUAUCAUAAUAAGCAAUGAAGACAAAUCAAAAUUUCAGAUUUUCACUAACAGAUUAUUCUUCAUUAAGCAGAGAAUAAUUGUUCUAAAUGAAAUUACUGAGUUAUCACUAUUUGAUUUUUAUAGUUGCUUCGCAAAGUAAUUUUUAUGUUUAACCAUCUGAGGGUGUGAUUGAAUUAAAAUUCAAAGUGGGAAAAGGAAAUAAUAGUUUAUUAAUAAAAGAAUUGUUUAAAUCUAGAUGGUGGUGGAAUCUAAAUCAAGAGGCUGAAUAUAAGGAAUUAAAUUUUAUAUGGACGUAGAUUAAGGUUCCACAAUUUAUGAAUCUAUAAGAAUGGAGUAAAGAUCCUUCCAUUAAUAGAUUAAAAUCCCUAUCUUCAACAUUUGCAGAUUUAAAAAGAUAAAAAAAACAGAAAUCCCCAAAAAGUAAUAAAUAAAUUCAAAAGUUUGGAACAUUCGAUGAUCCAAUAAAAAAAUUGAUUGUAGAAUAGGAUGUUAAUGAACUGAAAUCAAUGGAUAAGUCCAUCUAAAGUUUUAUUAAGUAUGCUGAAAAGAAGGAGUUAAAAAUAAUUGAGAAUGUAAAUAAAAUUCACAAUCAUAUUGAGAGAAAUUAUCAUCUGGGUAAUAAGAAAGCCAUGUUCCAUAAUAUGAAGAAGUAUUAUGAAUUAACAAAACAGGAGUUAUCUCUUCAUUUACCUAUGACUUUCCAUGUUUCUGGAACCAAAGAUAAGUAAUAUCAAUAGUUUAUGGAAUAUUAUAAAUAGAAGAAGGGAAACAAUAUUUGGAUAGUGAAGCCAGGAGAAUUUACUAAUAGAGGAAAUGGAAUUAUUGUUUGUUAAUCCUUAGCUGAAAUUCAUAAAAUUGUAAGCAAAAAGUAGGUUCAUCCCAAUGGCAAACCAUUUACUUAUUUGAUACAAAAAUAUAUUGAAAAACCCUUUCUGUAUAACAAACGCAAAUUUGACAUACGGUGUUACUUUUUGAUAACUCAGUUAAAUAGCAUCAUCAGAGCCUACUGGUAUGAGGAAGGCUAUAUAAGAACUUCGAGUGAAGAAUUUGAUAUCAAAGAUGUGAGUAAUUAGUAUGUGCAUUUAACUAAUGAUGCUAUUCAAAAAUAUAGUGAGGCUUAUGGAAAAUACGAAAAUGGGAACAAGUUGUCUUUUGCAGAAUUCUAAAGAUAUCUUGAUAAAUGGCAUAGUAAUGAUCAUCUGAAUUUCUAUAAGGAUUUAUACCCAGAAUUGAAGAUAAUCACUUUGAAUGCCAUUAAGUCUGUAUACCAUAAGAUUGAGCCUUACAAAAGAAACUACAAUUUUGAAAUUUUUGGAUUAGAUUUCAUGAUUGAUGAGAAAUUCUAACCAUAUUUAAUUGAAAUCAAUACAAACCCUUGUUUAGAACUCAGUUCUCCCUUGUUGGGUAGAAUUAUUCCUGCUAUGGUUGAAAAUGCCUUCAGGUUAUCUAUAGAUACAUUGAUUCCUCCACCAGAGUAAUCUACUUGGCCACCGAACAAGAAACAUUUAUUAUUUUACGAUAACAUGUUGGAAAACAAUAGAUUCUAAUUGAUUUUCGACGAAAGAGAAGAUGCCUAAGAAUUAAAUGUGUUAUAUAGCAAUUAAUUAAAUGAUGAUCAAACAGAUGAAAUGGAUGAAGAAGAGGAAGAAUAUCAAUCUGAUGCUGAUUGA
Molecule: messenger RNA, 2385 nt
Organism: Paramecium tetraurelia
Lineage: Eukaryota; Ciliophora; Oligohymenophorea; Peniculida; Parameciidae
Exons: 5
Biological process (GO): protein modification process
Source: RefSeq, a predicted model, not a curated record